GGAUUCCUCUUCAUCAACGCCAUCAAGUCGUCUGUGCUAACUGACAUGACCUAUCCCAGCCUGGCCAUGUACACACCCCAGGUCAAUAAAGAAUAUAUAAAAUCGUUGUCUCAUCAAAACGACACUACUGCAGCUCAAGAGCAUAAAUGUGCGUACAGCAGAUCUGUGACCAAGUCUACCACCUGGAGCACCACCACCAAGAUGGAGGGCACCGUCAACAUGUCUGUUCAUGCAGGGAUCCCGAAACUGGUGGGGGGGUCUGGUGGAUUUAGCUUGACCACGGGAGCAGUGCUGUUGUCCACAAUGAACUCCUCAGAGACCAUAACCGAAUCAGAUGAGGUCAAUGUGACGGUCCCGGCACGAAAGACCGUGAGCGUUGAUUUGACAGUGGGACGAGCAGACAUCAACCUCCCCUACUCAGCCACAGUUAAAAUCACAUGCAUGAAUGGUUGCGAGCUGGUCUUCCCAUCCACUGGCAACUACAGUGGUGUGGCUUACACUGCAGUGCAUUUAAAAACCACUGAGUCUGAUUGUGUUAUGAAUGUCGAUGGGGAUGGACACGAAUGA
Gadus chalcogrammus (walleye pollock) is the source of this 567-nucleotide messenger RNA. Its product is annotated as aerolysin-like protein. The record is from RefSeq and is a predicted model, not a curated record. The annotation marks the transcript as partial. NCBI's taxonomy places the organism in Eukaryota, Metazoa, Chordata, Actinopteri, Gadiformes, Gadidae. The transcript has 3 exons. Gene Ontology annotation, cellular component: extracellular region.